Molecule: messenger RNA, 3936 nt
Organism: Morus notabilis
Lineage: Eukaryota; Viridiplantae; Streptophyta; Magnoliopsida; Rosales; Moraceae
Product: RAB6A-GEF complex partner protein 1
Exons: 23
Coding region: 255-3620 (1121 amino acids)
Biological process (GO): intracellular protein transport; retrograde transport, endosome to Golgi
Cellular component (GO): Golgi membrane; cytosol; Ric1-Rgp1 guanyl-nucleotide exchange factor complex
Molecular function (GO): protein binding
Source: RefSeq, a predicted model, not a curated record
AAAGGGAAAAGUAAUGAAAAAAAAACAGGUCCCAAGUCCCAAGUUGUGAGGGAACAGUGGCAAAUGCGAGAUCCACCUGAAAUGGGUGAGCAAACGCCUUCAGAAUCAGAUCUCUCCUUAUACAAAAAAAUCUAAUGCCCUUCCGAUCCAAUUUCUCUAUUUUGUUCUUCGGAUCUCAACUAAUCAGUAAUUCUGAAAAAACCCAAAUCGUAGAAUUAUAAUUGGAAGUCACCAAGCAGAAGAAGAAGAAGAAGAUGUAUAUGGCAUAUGGAUGGCCACAGGUCAUCCCACUGGAACAAGUUAUGGGUCCUUCUCAGCGGGUCAUAUAUCUGAAAGUCAUCAAUCGCCUCUUACUCCUUGUCUCUCCCUCUCAUCUCGAGCUUUGGAGUUCUUCCCAUCAUAAAGUGAGAUUGGGGAAGUACAAGAGGGAUUCGGAGUCACUGGCGAAGGAAGGAGAGAAUUUGCAGGCUGUGUGGAGUCCUGAUGCCAAAUUGAUCGCCGUUCUAACAUCUUCUUUCGUUCUUCACCUUUUCAAGGUCCAGUAUACGGAUAAAAAAGUACAAAUUGGAGGGAAGCAACCCUCUGAACUGUUUCUUGCUACUAUUUCUCUUCUUCUGAGCGAGCAAGUGCCUUUCGCACAGAAGGACUUGUCAGUGAGCAAUAUUGUGUGUGAUAGCAAACAUAUGCUUCUCGGACUGUCUGAUGGAUCAUUGUAUAGUAUCUCUUGGAAGGGGGAGUUCUAUGGGGCCUUUGAACUAGAUUCCUCUCCACGUGAUGGCAGUGAGGUUAAACCAUCACCGCAAUUUCUAGAAAAUGGUUCUUCUAAAGGGCACACUGAUACUUUAAUUGCCAAGGAUAAUGUCUCCCGAAAGUCUGCCAUUAUCCAGCUUGAGCUUUGCUUGCCAAUAAGGUUACUAUUUGCUUUAUUUUCUGAUGGGCAACUGUUUUCAUGUUCGGUAAGUAAGAAAGGUUUAAAGCAAGCCGAAUAUAUAAAAGCUGAAAGAAGGUUGGGUUCUGGUGAUGUUGUAUGUGCUUCAGUGGCUUUAGAGCAACAAAUCCUUACUGUUGGUACCAAGAGAGGGGUUGUUGAGUUAUAUGACCUUGCAGAAUCUGCAUCGCUUAUCCGUACUGUGUCCUUGUAUGACUGGGGAUAUUCAAUGGAUGAUACUGGCCCUGUUAGUUGCAUUGCCUGGACCCCUGAUAAUUCUGCUUUUGCUGUUGGGUGGAAGUUGAGAGGACUUACAGUUUGGUCGGUUUCUGGUUGCCGUCUGAUGUCAACAGUUCGUCAAAUAGGUUUAAGUUCUGUAUCUUCUCCAGUGGUUAAGCCUAGCCGGGAGUGUAAAUAUGAACCUUUAAUGAGUGGCACCUCAAUGUUGCAGUGGGAUGAAUAUGGAUAUAGGCUUUAUGCUAUUGAGGAACAGUCUUCAGAGAGGAUUGUUGCAUUCUCUUUUGGUAAAUGUUGUCUCAAUAGAGGAGUCUCAGGCACAACAUAUGUACGCCAAGUGCUUUAUGGCGAUGAUCGAUUGCUUGUUGUACAGUCUGAAGAUACUGACGAACUUAAAAUGCUGCAUCUUAACCUUCCAGUUUCAUAUAUCUCCCAAAAUUGGCCAGUUCAACAUGUGGCAGCUAGCCAGGAUGGAAUGUACUUAGCUGUUGCUGGUAUGCAUGGGUUAAUCAUAUACGAUAUUCGGUUAAAGAAGUGGCGAGUAUUUGGUGAUGUUACUCAGGAGCAAAAGAUUCAGUGUCAAGGUUUGUUAUGGAUGGGGAAGAUUGUUGUCGUCUGCAACUACGUUGAUUCCUCUAACACAUAUGAAUUGCUUUUUUACCCAAGAUAUCAUCUUGAUCAGAGUUCACUUCUUUGUCGAAAACCGUUGCUUGCCAAGCCUAUGGUAAUGGAUGUCUACCAAGAGUAUAUACUUGUUACAUAUCGCCCAUUUGAUGUACAUAUAUUCCAUGUCAAGUUAAUCGGUGAAUUGACUCCUUCUACAACUCCAGAUUUACAGCUUUCUACAGUAAGAGAACUCUCGAUUAUGACUGCGAAAAGCCACCCUGCAUCGAUGCGUUUCAUCCCUGAUCAGCUUCCAAGAGAGACCAUUUCUAACAAUCAUACUGGUUCUAAUUCUGAUCUCUUAGCAAGAGAGCCUGCAAGGUGUUUGAUAUUGAGACUUAAUGGGGAGCUAUCACUUCUUGAUUUGGAUGAUGGACGUGAAAGGGAACUUACUGACUCUGUUGAAUUGUUUUGGGUAACUUGCGGUCAAUCAGAGGAGAAAACAAAUCUAAUUGAGGAAGUAUCUUGGUUAGACUACGGGCAUCGAGGAAUGCAGGUUUGGUAUCCUUCUGUGGGUGCCGACCCCUUUAAGCAGGAGGAUUUCUUGCAGUUGGAUCCUGAGCUGGAAUUUGAUCGCGAGGUAUACCCUCUAGGCCUUCUUCCAAAUGCUGGUGUUGUUGUUGGUGUUUCCCAGAGAAUGUCAUUUUCGGCUUGUACGGAGUUCCCAUGUUUUGAGCCAACUCCUCAAGCUCAAACUAUACUGCAUUGCCUGUUAAGGCAUCUUCUUCAGAGGGACAAAAGAGAAGAGGCUUUGAGGUUGGCUCAAUUAUCAGCAGAGAAGCCUCAUUUUUCUCAUUGCCUGGAGUGGCUUCUCUUUACGGUGUUUGAUGCAGAAAUAUCCAGGCAAAGUGUAAACAAGAAUCAGAUAUCCGUUCCUAAAUCAAUUACUUAUUCUCUUCUGGAGAAGACAUGUGAAUUGAUCAGAAAUUUUCCAGAGUAUCUUGAUGUGGUUGUGAGUGUUGCCAGAAAAACUGAUGGCAGACACUGGGCAGAUUUGUUCUCUGCUGCUGGAAGAUCAACAGAGUUAUUUGAAGAAUGCUUCCAACGAAGAUGGUAUCGCACGGGAGCUUGUUACAUACUCGUGAUUGCUAAACUUGAAGGUCCUGCAGUCAGCCAGUACUGUGCUCUACGCUUAUUGCAGGCAACACUUGAUGAAUCAUUAUAUGAACUUGCGGGAGAACUGGUGAGGUUCUUGCUGAGAUCAGGAAGGGAGUUGGAACCGGCGUCAACAGAGUCGGACAGACUAUCUCCAAGAUUCUUGGGUUAUUUCCUUUUCCGUUCCAGUUACAGAAAUCAGUCUUUGGAUAAAAGCACCUCAUUCAAGGAGCAGAGUGCUCAUGUCGCUUCUGUUAAGAACAUCUUAGAAAACCAUGCUAGCUAUUUGAUGUCAGGAAAAGAGCUUUCAAAGCUUGUAGCUUUUGUGAAGGGCACUCAGUUUGAUUUAGUGGAAUAUCUUCAACGGGAGAGAUAUGGUUCUGCUCGGUUGGAGAAUUUUGCUUCAGGGCUUGAAUUAAUUGGACAGAAGCUCCAAAUGGGUACACUGCAGAGUCGAUUGGACGCAGAAUUCCUUUUGGCACAUAUGUGCUCCGUCAAGUUCAAAGAGUGGAUUGUUGUCCUCGCUACUCUUUUAAGACGAGCCGAGGUCCUAUUCGAUCUUUUCCGGCACGAUAUGCGGUUAUGGAAAGCAUAUAGCAUCACCCUGCAGUCACAUGCAACGUUUGUCGAGUAUCAUGAUCUGCUCGAAGACUUGGACGAAAAACUUUCAUCUUUUGUGAAUUUGGGAGAGGAAUAAGGAUUACGUUUGGACUUGCAAUUCCGGGCUGUGCCCGACAAACAAAACCAAUUAACGUUAAGUGAAUUUGUUAGUGAGAUCACUUUCCGGAGUAACAAAUGACACAAUCAAAUAAGGCAGCUGAACAAGCAACAAAGUAGGGAUAAAGCGGUCAUCUAUGAGGUUGAACUACUGCUUCACAUACAUCUUUCUAUAGAAGUAAUUCAAUUACUCGUCUCCUCUGGAAUUACAUGGUUCGUGUAGAUGUACGAGUUACGAAACUCUUUUUGUUGUCCAAUCAAUACAUUGGCUCUCAGUUUUAUUCUUUUCCCUUUAU